AUGACCAACAGACCUCAACCCGCCGUUUACCUAGUCUCAGGCAGCGGGCCCACCACCGUCGCCAUAGCACAAAUCGAGUUGAGGAAAGUUUUCACCUUCCACGCCGUGUGGAAGUGGAUUCUUUCCAAACAACCCCAGUAUAUUGGAAAACCCAUGGUAAUAGAGAACCGCUUUUUCGUCGAAACCGAGAUCGUGGCUGAUGAUCAACAAUUGCCGAUUGGAAGCACUGGAUUUCACCGCAUCUUCGACGACGCAUCCUGGGACGACUGCAAGAUCGAUCUCCUCGCUCACAACAUUCCCGAUUUCCCCGGAGCCGCAAACCGUAAGCCUAUCUUCAGCGUCAGGGUCCUCCAGCCCGACGUUGACGUGUUUGAUUUUCAGAAUAGGGAGAUUGUGUUCUACUCUGUUUGGAAACUGCUUAACAUAAUUAGCUCCCCCCCCCCGGACGAGGAGAUGCUUCAGCCUAGAGGCCACCUCCUGGCCUAUCUCCAGGCUCUUGGGGAGAGAGGUCAAUAG
Molecule: messenger RNA, 516 nt
Organism: Tuber melanosporum (Perigord truffle)
Lineage: Eukaryota; Fungi; Ascomycota; Pezizomycetes; Pezizales; Tuberaceae
Exons: 1
Coding region: 1-516 (171 amino acids)
Source: RefSeq, a predicted model, not a curated record